Molecule: messenger RNA, 775 nt
Organism: Lutzomyia longipalpis
Lineage: Eukaryota; Metazoa; Arthropoda; Insecta; Diptera; Psychodidae
Product: protein NDUFAF4 homolog
Exons: 4
Coding region: 132-731 (199 amino acids)
Biological process (GO): mitochondrial respiratory chain complex I assembly
Cellular component (GO): mitochondrion
Source: RefSeq, a predicted model, not a curated record
GUUUGACUGUCAAUUUUUGUUUUGCAAUGUGCGAGUGAGUUUUCUUGCGAUUUCUUCAAUUUUUUAGGGAUUUUCUUCGGAAUUUGCUGUGAAUUUGUGACAAAAGUGCAGGGAGAUCGAUUCCUGUAGUCAUGGGGCAGGUGGGAUCGAUGAUAUCAAGGCGUGCCAAUAGGUGGAAUGCAGAAAAUCGAGCUCAUAAAAUUAUUGGAAAGGACAAACCAACACCGGCUCCCAAAUAUUCUUCCAAUCUCCGUGAAAUUCAGGAAGCUCUCAAGAUAACCCCAGAUUUAGUGGAGAAGCUCAGCAAGAAGGAUGCAGGUCUUGAUGAUCGACUGAAGCAAGUUUAUGUAACUUCAGAAACAACAAUUGUGCAAAAUGAUCCUGAGACACAAAAUAUAGACAGACCGCUGCCCAGUGACACAAAACGCGUGGAGGACUUUGAAUUUGGUCACAAAGAGCCAAAGAAUGUAAGACACGGUCGGGUAACAUUGAGGCAAGCAUCUCAAUUCCUUGGGGAUUAUCAGAGAGACCAAACAGAAUGGACAGUGGAAAAAAUAGCUCAACACUACAAUCUUCCUGUAAAUACAGUUGAUGCCAUCGUGACCCACUUUAGACCGUUUCAAAUUUAUAUUCCGGAUCCCAAGAGGCAGGAUAAGGUUCUUCAGCAAUCUGGGACAGCGCAGAAAGCUCUCCCCAAAUCCCCAAGUGAAGAUGAAGCAAAAAAAUCGUAAUAGAAAAAUUAUUAGGAUUAAAGUUUCUUUAGAUUUCAAAAUUA